AGAUAUUUUUGCUCCCUCUAUUAUAACUCCAUUUCCCCCCACACAACAUUUUCCAUUCCCCUCCCCCCACACACAACAUUUUGGGUAAAGAAACGCGAUAAUGGGCGCUCUGGAUCAUCUCUCCAACAUCUUCGAUUGCUCCUCCGGCAGCUCCAGGCUCAAGAAACGCAAGCAAUUGCAGACGGUGGAGAUCAAGGUGAAGAUGGACUGCGAAGGAUGCGAGCGGAAGGUGAAGAAGGCGGUGGAGGGAAUGAAGGGUGUGAAGCAGGUGGACGUGGACCGCAAGUCGCACAAGGUGACGGUCAUUGGAUAUGUGGACCCGGGCAAGGUGGUGUCCCGCGUGGCGCAUCGGACGGGUAAGAGGGCGGAGAUCUGGCCCUACGUGCCAUACGACGUCGUUGAUCACCCCUACGCUCCUGGGGUCUACGACAGGAAGGCGCCAGCUGGGUACGUGCGGAACGUGCAGGAUCCGCAGAUGUCGUAUCUGACACGUGCGAGCUCCACUGAGGUGCGGUACACCACAGCUUUCAGUGAUGAGAACCCCGCAGCUUGUGCCAUCAUGUGAUGCUAUAUAUAAAAUGCUGAACAAAAAAUACUAGUAGUACUUAUGUGGUUGGUGGAGUUAUUAGGACCGUAGAUUUCUUAAUUCUCUGUGAUGCAAAUUAAUUUUGGUUUUUUUUUUGUUUGGUUGGGGACUAUGACUUGGUCAUUAGAUCUUAGAAUCAAAGAAUUAAAUCUUCAAUUAUGUAAUUUUCAUUGUAUAUUUUGAUGAAACUAUUCGUCUAGAUCCAA
Corylus avellana is the source of this 792-nucleotide messenger RNA. Its product is annotated as heavy metal-associated isoprenylated plant protein 26. NCBI's taxonomy places the organism in Eukaryota, Viridiplantae, Streptophyta, Magnoliopsida, Fagales, Betulaceae. The record is from RefSeq and is a predicted model, not a curated record. Gene Ontology annotation, molecular function: metal ion binding.